Dipodomys ordii (Ord's kangaroo rat) is the source of this 2684-nucleotide messenger RNA. It is a transcript of the gene Rtf1, whose product is annotated as Rtf1, Paf1/RNA polymerase II complex component, homolog (S. cerevisiae). Gene Ontology annotation, cellular component: Cdc73/Paf1 complex. The record is from RefSeq and is a predicted model, not a curated record. Lineage: Eukaryota; Metazoa; Chordata; Mammalia; Rodentia; Heteromyidae. The transcript is spliced from 18 exons. The coding region runs from base 62 to 2074 and encodes 670 amino acids. Gene Ontology annotation, molecular function: RNA polymerase II C-terminal domain phosphoserine binding; DNA binding.
ACUGGCAGGCGGGCAAGAAGGGAGUCCGGGCGGCGUCCGGCGUGGGAGCCGCGGGACCACCAUGGUAAAGAAGCGGAAAGGCCGUGUCGUCAUCGACUCGGAUACGGAGGACAGCGGCAGCGACGAGAACCUGGAUCAGGAGCUCUUGUCCCUGGCAAAACGGAAGCGCAGUGACUCUGAGGAGAAGGAGCCACCCGUGAGCCAGCCUGCAGCUUCGUCAGACUCGGAGACGUCCGACAGUGACGAUGAGUGGACAUUUGGGAGCAAUAAAAAUAAGAAGAAAGGAAAAGCCAGAAAAAUAGAGAAGAAGGGAACCAUGAAGAAGCAAGCCAACAAAACUGCCUCCUCAGGCAGUUCAGACAAAGACAGCUCGGCUGAGAGCUCAGCACCCGAGGAAGGUGAAGUGUCAGAUUCUGACAGCAACAGCUCCUCUUCUAGCUCCGACUCAGACUCAUCCUCAGAGGAUGAAGAGUUCCAUGAUGGCUAUGGAGAGGAUCUCAUGGGAGACGAGGAAGACAGGGCUCGACUAGAACAGAUGACAGAGAAGGAGAGAGAGCAAGAACUGUUCAACCGCAUAGAGAAGCGGGAGGUGUUGAAAAGAAGGUUUGAAAUCAAGAAAAAACUAAAAACAGCCAAAAAAAAAGAAAAAAAAGAAAAAAAGAAAAAGCAAGAAGAGGAGCAGGAGAAGAAAAAGCUGACACAAAUUCAAGAAUCUCAGGUAACAUCCCACAACAAGGAACGACGUUCCAAGAGGGAUGAGAAACUAGAUAAGAAAUCUCAAGCCAUGGAGGAGCUGAAGGCAGAGCGAGAAAAACGGAAGAACAGAACAGCUGAGCUCCUCGCCAAGAAACAGCCAUUAAAAACGAGUGAGGUGUACUCCGACGAUGAGGAGGAGGAAGAGGACGACAAGUCCAGUGAAAAGUCAGACCGUUCCUCCCGAACAUCCUCAUCUGACGAAGAAGAAGAGAAAGAAGAGAUCCCUCCAAAAUCACAACCAGUCUCCCUACCUGAGGAAUUGAAUCGGGUUCGAUUGUCACGGCAUAAGCUAGAGCGUUGGUGUCACAUGCCCUUCUUUGCAAAAACUGUCACAGGAUGUUUUGUUCGGAUUGGCAUUGGAAACCACAACAGCAAACCAGUUUACCGGGUGGCUGAGAUCACAGGUGUGGUGGAAACUGCCAAAGUUUACCAGCUUGGUGGCACCAGAACAAACAAAGGGCUACAGCUGCGGCAUGGCAAUGACCAGCGAGUGUUCCGCCUAGAGUUUGUCUCAAACCAAGAAUUCACCGAAAGUGAGUUCAUGAAAUGGAAAGAAGCGAUGUUCUCUGCUGGCAUGCAGUUGCCCACUCUAGAUGAAAUUAAUAAGAAGGAGUUAUCUAUUAAAGAAGCUCUCAAUUAUAAAUUCAAUGAUCAGGACAUUGAAGAGAUUGUAAAAGAAAAAGAAAGAUUCAGGAAAGCUCCACCCAACUAUGCGAUGAAGAAGACUCAGCUGCUAAAGGAAAAAGCCAUGGCUGAGGACCUCGGGGAUCAGGACAAGGCCAAACAAAUCCAAGACCAGCUCAACGAGCUGGAGGAGCGCGCAGAGGCCCUGGACCGCCAGCGGACCAAGAACAUAUCUGCUAUCAGCUACAUCAACCAGCGGAACCGGGAGUGGAACAUUGUGGAGUCUGAGAAGGCCCUUGUGGCUGAAAGUCACAACAUGAAAAACCAGCAGAUGGAUCCCUUCACCAGGCGGCAGUGUAAGCCCACCAUCGUUUCCAAUUCCAGAGACCCGGCUGUUCAAGCUGCCAUCUUAGCCCAGCUCAAUGCGAAAUAUGGCUCUGGAGUGUUACCCGAUGCUCCAAAGGAAAUGAGCAAGGGCCAGGGAAAAGACAAAGAUUUGAAUUCUAAGUCAGCCAGUGACCUCUCAGAAGACCUGUUCAAAGUCCAUGAUUUUGAUGUGAAGAUUGAUUUACAGGUUCCCAGCUCAGAGUCCAAGGCUCUGGCCAUCACCUCCAAGGCCCCGCCAGCCAAGGAUGGAGCUCCACGGAGAUCUCUGAACUUAGAGGACUACAAAAAACGACGAGGGCUUAUUUGAGCGCACCCAGCCUGCUGCCUCCAACCCUGCAUGCCCCACCGGUGUCCCACCUCUCCUCUCCUCUUUUCCUUUGGUUUGCCCUCUGUGGGCUGGAGCAGCAGUAGAACUGGGAAGAGACUCUGAACUGCCAGUCAUCUGUAAUAUAAACCAUUCUCUGUAUAGACCUCCCUUGUCUCCACCAACCCCUAGGCCCCACCCAGUGUGGAUCUGGGCUGUCUCGGGUUUUCCAGGUCUUUAGAUUUGUGUUUUGCCGGUUUUGGUUUUGUUUUUUUUUUUGUUUGUUUUGUUUUCUGGUUUUGGUUUUUCUUUAACCAGCACAGUUCAUUGGCCACUCUGCACACAUUCAGUAUUACCAUGGAGCUGGGAUUCUUGCUGGACCCCUGGUGGCAAUAGCAGCAGCGCUGGACAGUCUCCCUCCAGACUGCCGUGGGCCCAUCCGUCGACCAUUUGGCGCCCGACCCUUUCAAGGGAGUGGAGAUGAGGCACCGUAACCCUCCUUCCUAUCUCUCCCUUCUUUCCCUCUCUGUGGAAGAGGCAUUUUCAAAACCAGUUUAGUUUCCAAAAAGUGUACAUUUGUGGGGAGGGGGGGGGUCUAAUUUGAGAGUGAGUG